Molecule: messenger RNA, 3059 nt
Organism: Trichoplusia ni (cabbage looper)
Lineage: Eukaryota; Metazoa; Arthropoda; Insecta; Lepidoptera; Noctuidae
Product: calcium release-activated calcium channel protein 1-like
Exons: 8
Coding region: 680-1822 (380 amino acids)
Biological process (GO): store-operated calcium entry
Cellular component (GO): membrane
Molecular function (GO): store-operated calcium channel activity
Source: RefSeq, a predicted model, not a curated record
AUCUUAUAUUGAAAGAAAAUGACACGGUCACAGCUGCGGCCGGCAAAAUCUGAGAAGACAAAUACAAAGACGAUUAAUAAAACAACACAAUUAUUGUUCUAUUGUUACGAAUUCACUUUUCCGCAUGGUUAAUGCCGCCUCUAUAAAUCGAUAUCAAUCGCGUGAGAGUCCAACUCCACAUGGCAUGCUUUUCUUUGGCUCUCUGUCGCUGAGAAUCCACUUGCUUUAUUGCGAGCGGCUGCAUCGUCGCGGCAGCACGCACGUCGCCGUUGCCUCCCGCGUUAUCCAACACCGUAAAAUCGAGAAAAAAAAUAAAAACAGUAUACAGCCGAUAGCAUCGAUAAUGAAUUCGAUUCGCUCCGACCGCUCGACAACGAACAAGUUUUGAAAAAGGAACACUGUUUACAAAACGUUUUCCUCGAUUUGCGUUCGGAACGCGAGUGAAUUGUAUAUCGGGUUAGUUUGAAACUAUAUUAUUAUCGAGUGUAUAGUUUGUGUUUGGUAUCGAUGUUUGACGGAAGCGUGAGCCGAGCUGACUGAACUUGUGGCGCGCUUCGGGAAGGUCAAGGAACACAGGUGGCGGACAGUUAUUCAUGCAUUAAUCGAUUAUGAAUGCAUGCAGUUAUUUGUCUAGUGCAGCGAAUGAUCUAAUCACCAUGUUCUUCAAGUUUCCUCGGUUAUGAUAUACCCUACUAGUAAAAUGUUGGAAGUAGCGGACAACGUAUCAGAGGCAAGCUUCGUAACGAGCGUGGAGGAAUCACCGCGCGUCGACCAAUGCACCCAGACGCCGCCAAGCGGGAAGGCACGGCCCCGCACCUUGCAAAGGUACCACACAUCCGACCACAUCUACGAGCGGUCACACAGAACCUACAGAAACAGGCACGAGCCCCGACCCAAGAGCCUGGGCCUCACAGACUCUUACCCCUUCAUUGCGAAGCCGCCCAGCUAUGAUUACCCAAAAUUCAAGGUCAGCGUGACAGACAGCCCCACAAUAUCGGUGACCCCGCCGCACAGCCUCGAGUACGUGUGCUCUAAAGGAGGCACCAGCCCCAACGGGAGUGUGACCCCCAACGGGAUGGUCUCCAACAAGUCGGCGACCACAGUGCUGCUCAGUCCAGGGUAUCUUCAGAACCCUUGUCAAUGUAAUCAGUCUAUUAAGAGUGUAAGUGAGGUAGCGCUGACGAUGCCGGUGUCUCCAGGAUGGAAUGAGGAACUGCCUCAGGGUUCUGAAGGGCUCUCGUGGCGCCGGCUGCACAUGUCCAGGGCAAAACUCAAAGCCACUGCCACCACCUCGGAACUAUUAUCUGGUUUCGCCAUGGUAGCGAUGGUGGAACUACAAAUAAACGAGCCGACGAACGUCCCAGAGUGGCUGUUCGUAAUGUUCGCGGUGUGUACCACGGUCCUCGUGGCAGUGCACAUCUUCGCCCUCAUGAUAUCCACGUACCUGCUGCCGAAUAUCGACGCUGUGAGCAAGAUGGAGACGCCCGGAGCGCCCGCCAGAGCUCUGCGGGACUCGCCGCAUGAGAGGAUGCGGGGGUUCAUCGAGCUGGCCUGGGCUUUUAGUACAGUUUUAGGUUUAUUCUUGUUCCUGGUGGAGAUCGCUAUUCUCUGCUGGGUGAAGUUCUGGGACUACUCGUUCGCGGCAGCCACGGCUGCCACCGUCAUCGUCAUACCAGUAUUAAUCGUCUUCGUAGCGUUCGCGAUACAUUUCUACCACUCCCUGGUGGUACAGAAGUGCGAGACCUCAAACCAGGACAUUGAGCAGUUGGAAAGCAUGAAACGGGAACUGGACACCGCUACUGUCAAAGUUAACAUGUUUUAAACGUUAACCAAGGAAGAAAACCCUUGGAACUUCCAGCCAGUAUCCUAGACUGAAGUCUGGUUCAGGUUUGAGGAUUUUUUUGUGGAAGUCUUUUUCUCCUAAGUAUCUUGAGGGCAAUAUCGUAUUCUACGUACUUCUGAAGCAAUGGGGAGAAAAUGCUUAGUGUGUUGAGGUCGGCUUUCAGUCUAAGACUUUUAUGGAAAGUGGCUAUUGAACUUCUAGAACUUAUUUAGGUACUGAAUAAUAUGAUUACUUGAGACCUACAAGGAUGUUGCUAAAAGAUUUGUUACUAAAUGUCAGUUGGACAUUAAAAAAAAAUUGGUCAGCUAGUUUGACAAGUUGUUCCAAUUUUUUUGAAUUUAUAAUGUUUGAACGGACUAUAUAGUAACAAGUUGGUGCUAUUAUGCCAUAUUUUUUCAUAGUUAAAAAAGAUAUGUGCCAAGUUUGAACUUUUCUUUGGAUUUUAAUGCGGUGACCUCAUUUUUGAACUAUUAAGAGUCAUUGUACAGUAAUAUAAUAAUUUCUAAGUAUAUUAUCAAUGUACAAGUGAUAUUAUAUUCUUAGCUAUGGAAGUUUGUGUACAAUCUCUUAGUUGACACAAAUUCAGUUUCUGCUAACUUCCAACUUCAAACGCGCUACCGGGAAAAAAUGACAUAGCAUAAUGAACUUUAUGUGGUUUGUGUAAAAAUCCAUUUGCUUUGCCGAAAAAGGAUACUUAUAUAAUGCUCGUAUCGAGAUGGUACCUUAUGUAAACGCCAUAAAGUUCAAUUUUCUAUGCAUAAUUAUUCCAUUCGAUUUUAUAGUUGACUGUCAAAUUAAAUUUACCCUAGGCAUCCAAGAUGUUAAGAAAUAUGUAUUGUAAUCAUCACGUAAACGAAUGUAAAAUAAUGAAACGGCGAUGACGUACAAAACGGCCAAUAUAACUUGAUCUCUCUGAAUUGAGAUGCAACGUAUCACUGUCUCUAUCCUACUCAAUCAUUUUAUAUACUUGUGUCUCGCUCACUCUGUCAAAUAUUUAACUUCAAAGAGGUCAAGUUAUAUUGAAGAACUAUUUGAAAUUAGAUUUUUAAGAAUUAAGGGAGUGUUAUUUCGAAAGUACAAUGAAUUUGUGAAUUUUCUACCUUAUGUCACAUGCAUAAGGUUCAAAAUGUAUGUACUUUUGUUUAUUUAAUAUAAUUAAGUAUGGUGCUGACUGUGUAACUGAUAUUCAGAUUAUUUGUCGAUAUUUUUAUUUAAA